AUGACGACGACGUCGGCUAUGCCGCCGCCUCCAACAGCGAGCGAGUUGCAUGCAUGGAUACUGCGGCAACAGAUUUUAUUGGAACACGAACGAAAGGAGGAACGUGAGCAGAAUGCUCUGUUGCUAUCAAAAUGUCCGCCUCGUGUUCUUGCUCGCCAUGGUCUCGCUUUGUUGGGUCUAUUUGUCGCCAGCUCGCGCACCGGCGAGGGCGGCAAGUUGCUUGUAGAACUGCAGUAUUCUACGGCAUUGCAUGCCUCACCCGUAUUAGGACCACAUACGUUCCGUCCUGGUGAUGUGUGUGCACUAGAAGAGCACGAGUCGAGCAAAGCGACGUCUUGCACACUAAGUUUGCGAGCUGUCGUGUACCGAGUUAGCGAGACAAGCAUCAUUUUGGCUCUAGACGAACGUAGUGCUUCACACGAAGACCAUGAAACAGAUUUACCGCCACUGAUUCGUAUCGUGCAAUUAGCGAAUGAGGCGACAUAUGAUCGGCUUGUCGAGACACUCGAGUCACUUGCACGUGUGAUGGGUUUGCCUACGCAGCAAGACGUACCUGCCCCUGAAUUAGAGCUCUCCGCACAUGCGCCCCGAGUUGUUCGUUCUUUGCUUGGUCUCGAAACUCCUGCAUGGAGGAAAGAGACUCCCGCCUGGAUUCCGAUCCAACCACAUCUCAAUGAUACCCAAAGGGGUGCGAUUUCUUUUGCUUUGCGCUCGGAGCAUCUUGCUUUGAUUCACGGUCCACCUGGGACGGGUAAGACGACGGCUGUAGCGGAGCUCAUCGUACAACUAGCGACUCUCGAUCCUAAGGCACGCAUCCUGGUGUGCGGAGCAAGUAACUUGGCCGUGGACAAUUUGCUCGAACGCAUUACGUCACCGGCGUACAAAGAUGCUCUUGCUCGUGCGGAUGCACGUGUUACGCGUAUUGGUCACCCGGCGCGUGUUCUUCCCUCUCUUACAAGUGCUACACUUGAUGUGCAAAGCCGACAGUCAUCCGAGGGGCAGCUUGUGCGUGAUGUGGCUGCCGAGAUCGACGAACUCAUGCAGCGACUUGUUCCGCCCCGCACAGGUGCUCGGGCAGGCAAUAAAAGUGCACGCAAUAUUCCGCGUGUCAAAGGCCUUGAGCGACGCAAGAUGUGGGAGCAGGUCCGUGAGCUUCGAAAAGAGUACCGACGACGCGAUCGAGCUCUCAGUAAUACCGUAUUGAAGAAUGCCCGCAUAAUUAUGUCUACAUGCCAUGGUGCUGGUGCCCGGCAGCUCGAUGACAUGCAAUUUGAUGUGUGCAUCAUUGACGAGGCAUGUCAAGCGCUCGAAAUGUCCUGUUGGACGCCCGUGCUUCGACUUGCACCCCACGGACGUGUGUUCCUAAGUGGCGAUCAUUUGCAAUUACCGCCCACUGUCAUGGCCGAUGCCCCACGACUGCCUGCUGGCUCAGGCACUUUGCGCCCGAGUGCUUCGUUGGAGGUCACCAUGUUUGAUCGAAUUCUAGACAUGUACGGUGAGGGAUGCAAGGCAUUUCUCUCCGUACAAUAUCGUAUGAACCGGGAAAUCAUGGCAUUCCCCAAUUCUCAGCUAUACAAGGGUCAGUUAGUUGCACACGAAAGCUGUGCGUCCAUUCGACUAACGGAUCUUGGUGUCGAGGGUGAUGACGACGACUUGUUUUGUGCACCAUUAGUCCUUUACGAUACGACCGGCGCUGGCAUGUAUGAACGCGAGGACGAAGCAGUAUUAUCAACGCAUUCACGAGUUAAUGAAAAUGAAGUGGCGCUUGUUCUGCGUCACAUGGAGUUGCUCGUUGAGCAUGGCAUAGCGCCUGAGUCCAUCGCUGUCUUAUCGCCGUAUUCGGCGCAAGUGCAUUUACUCAGUCAGCAAAUACGCAGUGCGUACGGUGCACGCGUAGAGGUUGGGACAGUCGAUGGUAUGCAAGGGCGUGAGAAAGAAGUCGUCAUUGUUAGUCUCGUAAGGAGCAACGACGAGCACCAGAUUGGCUUUCUUCAAGACAGCCGGCGAUUGAAUGUUGCUAUGACUCGCGCUAAAAGACAACUUGUCAUUGUAGGCGAUGCCGACACCGUCGGGGAGGGCAAGAAAGACGCAUCAGCGCCUCGAAAGUUCCUUCAUGCUUGGACAGAACAUCUGCAUUCACAGGCACUUGUCGAAAUGGCUACAUAG
Malassezia globosa CBS 7966 is the source of this 2166-nucleotide messenger RNA. RefSeq lists its product as uncharacterized. Lineage: Eukaryota; Fungi; Basidiomycota; Malasseziomycetes; Malasseziales; Malasseziaceae. The transcript has a single exon. Bases 1 to 2166 code for a protein of 721 amino acids. Gene Ontology annotation, molecular function: 5'-3' DNA helicase activity; ATP hydrolysis activity; ATP binding. The record is from RefSeq and is a predicted model, not a curated record.